CACACACACACACACACAGGGAAGCGAUACAGCGCCUGCACCGGGAUAGCUGAGCGCAGUUCAUUCCCCGUGGGCUGUGCCGCUCUUUACUCUACGAGCACGCCUGCUUCUGGAGCAACGCGAUCCCUCGGAAACAUAAGGAAGCAUCCCCGUGUGGAGGAGCCGUUCUCUUUCUGCAACCCGCCCUCUCUCCGGCUAACAGCAAGCAGAACAGCGCGGCACUCCGGCCGUCUCCGCUCCCGAAUCUUCCAUGCACAUUGCAAUAUAGUACAUUAUUAUUAUUAUUAUUAUUAUUAUUAUUGGUGUGAAGGAUUUUGUUUCAGAACGGAUGUUUCGAAUCGAGCGGAGACCCAGCGCACUUUGAUCCGGAGCGCAGUGUAUGGCGUCUCUUCAUGGCAAUGAUUGAGGGAGGUAAAGAUGCCUGACCUCGCGCUGACCUCUCUGUAGAAGCCAGGAUGUCUGUCGCUAAGUCUAUGCCCCUCCCCCAGCCACACCCCGGCGAGAGGCGGUCCCUCCCCCCUGUCAAACCAAAACCAGCCGUCCCGUGCAAACCGAGCCUCUCCCGCUCCCCUGAGAACGGACCGAGAGAGCCAGCCCUGCCCCUCCUCCCGAGUGAGACACGGCCUCCCCUAACAGUCAGCUGUGCCGGCGUGAGGCGAGCGGGGGAGCGAGAGAGCACCGGGAAGGUGCAGAGGAUUCUGAAUCAGUUCAGACAGCAGGAGAAGGAGAACGUCGUGAAGAACGCUGGGAAAUGUCCCCCUCCCGUUUCCGCCAAGCCCCCCAAACUGCUCAGGGGGGCCUGUGCCCCCCCCUCGGAGCCCCCCGCCCCACAGCCAGCGCAGGAAAUGUCCUCCCUCCCUGCCAAAGAGAAAAGGAAAGAGCAGGGGGAGUGUGAGGCGUCGCCAGGGAGGGAGGUACAUGACAAACCAGACCUGGAUGGGAAGGAAGCAAAACGGCAGCAACUUCAGCCAAACAGCUGCAGCGUGGAGGCAGGCAGAUCUCUGUUUCCCCCCGGUGGCUGCCGGAGGGACUGCUCUUGUCUGUGUCACCAGAAGCGGGCUGGAAUGAUUCUCGUGUGGGUGCCAGCGGGAGAGUCCUGGGGAGAGGAGGAAGAGAGGGACACAGACUCCUUCUCAGAGGGGGAGACCCAACUGGUCCAGGAUAGCCCAGCUGGGGGUCAGUCCGGCUCCCAGAGUUCCCAGCCCUCUUCGAGAACAGAGACCCCCAACUCACCCGCAGCGGAGGAUACUGUCUACAAAUCGACCAUCGAAACCCGUAGGCCUGAGGUCGCCCCGGAAACGGUUCUAAAGCCUCCCAGGAAAGGCAAGCAGCCCCCCCAGGCUACCUCGUCAACAGAGAGAGAGGUGGAGGAGGAGGAGGAGGAGGAGGAGGAGGAGGCGCCCCCCCCCGCACUCCCUCCCAGACUGCCCCGCAAGCCCCCCUGGCCAGACUCGGCGCCACACGGUGGCCAGGGAGCGGUACUGCAGGCGGAGGGACGGCAAUCUCUCAAUCUCACCCCCAGCAGCCCCGCUGUGGUCAGGCGACCCUGCUCCCCGAGUCCAGAGGAAGGGGUCCCAUCUUCACUGUCCCGGGACCCCUCUAAAGAUCAGCGGGAUGAGAUCGACAGUCACUGGGACAAACUUGAUGAUAUAAAGGACAUCAGUGAGCCGAUUCUAACUCGUCGGGUGUCGAUAGAUUGGGAGGCCAAACUGCAGGAUGAGCCGCUGUACCAGACCUACCGGGAGUCGGUCAUCUCCAAGGAGAUCAGGCGGCAGUCUGUGUCCCGCAACCUCAGCAAGACCAGCUGGGACUACAGCAGCGAGCCCUGGAGCCAGGGGCCUCCUCGGGGCCAGGUCCGGACGGGGCCCCCUCAGAGCUCCCUGUGGCAGGAGCUGCAGUCCGUCCGGGAGAGCGGGGUGCUGGCGGAGCUCACCCUCGCAGAGUGCAAAUUCCAGGAGAGCAUGUUCGAGGUCCUGACGUCCGAAGCCUCGUACCUGCGCUCUCUUAGCGUGCUGACAGAUCACUUCCUGGGCUCGCGGGAGCUCAGCGACACCAUCAUCAUCCGCGAGAGGAAGAUCCUCUUCUCCAACAUCACCCGGGUCAAGGAGGUCAGCGAGAGGUUCCUGAAGGAUCUGGAGGAGAGGGUGGAGGAGAGCCUUGUGAUCUCGGAUGUUUGUGAUAUUAUCCAUUACCACGCCCAGCACCACUUCCCAGUGUAUGUUGACUACGUGAGGAACCAAAUCUACCAGGAGAAGACCUACAGCGCCCUCAUGGAGACGAAUGUUCAGUUUGCCUCAGUGAUCACUCGUCUGCAGGAGUCCCCACAGUGCCAGCGGCUGCCCUUCAUAUCCUUCCUGCUGCUUCCCUUCCAGAGAAUCACCCGCAUCAGGAUGCUGGUGGAGAAUAUCUUGAAGAGGACAGAGGAGGGGACGAGGAAAGAGCAGACUGCUUCCAAAGCCCUGGUCUCUGUGUCCAAGAUCAUCGCGGAGUGCAACAGCGAGGUGGGGAAGAUGAAACAGGUGGAGGAGCUGAUCCACAUCGCCAAGAGGGUGGAGUUCGACAAGCUGAAAGCCCUGCCUCUCAUCUCUCAGACCCGGUACCUGGAGAAGCGAGGGGAGUUGUCGGAGGUGGUGAGGGGGGGCACCGUGUUCAGCUCCAGGCCCAGGUUCAGCCCAGUCUACCUCUUCCUCUUCAAUGACCUACUUCUCAUCACCAACAAGAAGAGUGGUGACCGCUAUGUGGCGGUUGAUCAUGCCCAUCGAUCUCUGGUUCAGGUUCAGUCCAAUAAGGAGGCGUCUCUGGGCGCCGGGCUGGAUCACUGCUUCUACUUGACCCUACUGGAGAACCACCAGGGCAAGAUGAUGGAACGUCUUCUGAAAGCACCCAACCAAUCGGAUAUGCAUCGCUGGAUGGCAGCGUUCCCUAAUCCUGGUGAUCCAGAGAAAUGCAAUGAUGAGACUAUUUACGAGGACUGGGACUGUCCACAGGUUCAGUGUAUCGAGGCAUACUCAGCCCAGCAGGCUGACGAGUUGAGUCUGGAGCGCACCGAUGUCGUCAAUGUGCUGAGGAAGACGACAGAAGGUUGGUGUGAAGGGAUUCGCCUGACUGACGGUCAGAAGGGCUGGUUCCCGGGCAGCAUUGUCCAGGAGAUCACCAACGAGCACGUGCGCCGGCGGAACCUCCGCGAGCGCUACCGGGUCAUUCAGGCAGCCGAGCAGCUGACCAAGAGCAGGACCAUCUCCUAGCGGACAGAGCUGGGCACUGCGCCAACGCACCCAGCCCCUCCCUGCGCAUUCUACAGGGCAGCACACACAUACCGUAAUGAGUAACAGCUCUCUGCUGCAAUCCACUUGCCAGCUCUUUCUUAAAGGACUGGGACAGGAAGCUGACGUAGCAGGCUCUCGGUUGGCAGGUGCUUCCUCAAUGUUUCUAAAAGUUACACAGCCGUGCUUUUACUAGGGGAGACCCUCGGGGAACCCUGCGCUCCCCUGACUAUGUGACUCCCCCCUGCACAAAACGCGGCCGUGCUUUUACUAGGGGAGACCCUCGGGGACCCCUGCACUCCCCUGACUGUGUGACUCCCCCCUGCACAAAACGCGGCCGUGCCUUUACUAGGGGAGACCCUUGGGGACCCCUACGCUCCCCUGACUGUGUGACUCCCCCCUUCACAAAACGCGGCCGUGCCUUUACUAGGGGAGACCCUCGGGGACCCC
Messenger RNA from Polyodon spathula (Mississippi paddlefish), 3713 nucleotides. It is a transcript of the gene arhgef15a, whose product is annotated as Rho guanine nucleotide exchange factor (GEF) 15. The coding region runs from base 456 to 3245 and encodes 929 amino acids. Gene Ontology annotation, biological process: activation of GTPase activity. The transcript is spliced from 16 exons. Gene Ontology annotation, molecular function: guanyl-nucleotide exchange factor activity; protein binding. NCBI's taxonomy places the organism in Eukaryota, Metazoa, Chordata, Actinopteri, Acipenseriformes, Polyodontidae. The record is from RefSeq and is a predicted model, not a curated record.